CACAUGGUUGAUGAUAACCCUAAAACAAUCUAUUUUUUUCAGGUUGGAUGCUCAACCUUCCCAUUUCAUCUCUUUCAGACACAGAUUCUCCCCAAUGCCAAGACACAAUUUCACAGCAGUUACAGAGUUUACCUUUGAAGGUUUCUCCAUUUUUGGGUGGCAGCAUCGGCUCAUUCUUUUUUUGGUCUUCCUGGCCUUGUACCUGUUCACCCUUGCCAGCAAUGCUGUCAUCUUGAUGGUUAUUCACCUCAGCCACCAACUUCACACACCUAUGUACUUCUUCCUGAGUGUGCUGUCCAUUUCUGAGACCUGUUACACUGUGCCCAUCAUCCCCCGCAUGCUGUCUAGUCUCCUUAGCCCACAAAAAGCCAUCUCCAUUCCUGAGUGUGCCACUCAGCUCUUCUUCUAUCUCAUGUUUGGUGUCAGUAAUUGUUUCCUGCUCACAGCCAUGGGAUACGACCGCUAUGUGGCGAUCUGCAACCCCCUACAGUAUUCAGUCAUCAUGGGCAAAAAGGCUUGUAUAUAUUUGGCAAGUGGAUCCUGGAGCAUUGGUCUAAGCACAGCCAUCAUCCAGGUAUCUUCUGUGUUCAGCCUGCCUUUCUGCAAUGCCAACAUCAUUUCCCACUUCUUUUGUGAUAUUCGGCCCCUAAUGAAGCUCGCCUGUGCUGACACCACCAUUAAGGAGUUUAUUACUUUGCUUAUCAGUCUAUGUGUUCUUGUUCUUCCCAUGGUCUUGAUCUUCAUCUCCUAUGUCUUGAUUGUCACCACCAUCCUCAAGAUUGCAUCAGCUGAGGGCAGGAAAAAGGCCUUUGCCACUUGUGCCUCACACCUCACAGUGGUCACUGUCCACUAUGGUUGUACCUCCUUCAUCUACCUAAAACCCAAACCCCACAAUUCCCUGCAAGACAGACUUAUCUCUGUGACUUACACUGUCAUCACACCCCUGCUAAACCCUGUUGUGUACAGCCUGAGGAACAAAGAGGUCAAAGAUGCCUUGCUCAGAGCUUUGGGCAGAAAAUCCCUCUCUUAG
Molecule: messenger RNA, 1030 nt
Organism: Loxodonta africana (African savanna elephant)
Lineage: Eukaryota; Metazoa; Chordata; Mammalia; Proboscidea; Elephantidae
Product: olfactory receptor 10J4
Exons: 1
Coding region: 11-1030 (339 amino acids)
Biological process (GO): G protein-coupled receptor signaling pathway; detection of chemical stimulus involved in sensory perception of smell
Cellular component (GO): plasma membrane
Molecular function (GO): olfactory receptor activity; G protein-coupled receptor activity
Source: RefSeq, a predicted model, not a curated record